GCAGAGGGGCUUUACUCUCGCGACUCUGGAAUUAUGAACAGCGCUGGUCCGACCAGCAUCUUUUUUUGAACAUUAUUCUCACAGAUCUGAGACCAUGGAGUUCGGGACCCGCAUUUUCAUCGCAUUCCUCGUUUCCCAGUUUCAGGUUGUAUGCACUGGAUCGCAGGAAGAGGAAGAGAAGGCUGAAUGUGUUCCGGGAUUUCAGGAGAAGGAGUACCAGGUGAAGUACAGUGGAGAGUUCCUCAAAGACAUUCCUCUGCUGCAAGUGGUGUUUGAAGACUGCGCUGGAAAUGAGGGUGUGGAGUUUGAAGUAUCAAACCCUGACUUCCUAAUAGACGAGAAAUUGAAUCUGGUUCCCAGAAGAGACGUGAUUGACAGCGGAGAUGUCAUGUUUGUCCAUGGUGUCAACAAUCAUGUCGAUGACAUGGCACAAGUGACCAUUAUGGGAGCACCUUCCAGAUCUCCUCAGACACUCAGGGAGAUCCUGGGUCUGUCAGACAUGAUGCCAUACCGAUCCAAAAGAUCCCUGCUGGUGCCCCCCAUGUUUGUUCCAGAGAACCAGCGAGCCCCCUUCCCAAGGUUAAUUGGAAAGGUCUCUAGUUUUUCAAGGACCUCUGAGACCAAAGAUGGGGCAGAAAAGAAAGCAAGCAUAGAGGAAAAAUUGUAG
Messenger RNA from Sinocyclocheilus anshuiensis, 667 nucleotides. RefSeq names its product cadherin-13-like. Gene Ontology annotation, molecular function: calcium ion binding. The record is from RefSeq and is a predicted model, not a curated record. The transcript has 5 exons. Gene Ontology annotation, cellular component: membrane. Bases 95 to 667 code for a protein of 190 amino acids. NCBI's taxonomy places the organism in Eukaryota, Metazoa, Chordata, Actinopteri, Cypriniformes, Cyprinidae.